GAAAAAAAAACAACCCAUUCUAUUUUCUUCGAAAAUGCAAUGCUUCUGGACCAAGGACCUAUUACAACUGUUUGUUCUGGGCUCAAUAAAUACAGUACACAAUAUUAUUAUAAGUCUACCAGAGACCUCGUUUCGUUGCUAGGUCUCUUGAUUCUACUGUGAAACAGUCUGAGCUAACUCGAUCUACCACUGUGACUUUAGACAGUCUUAAAUGCCAAUCGAAUUUCUUUGACUCAACAACAGCUAGUUGUUCUGAAAUUGCUUUAUUUCAGAAUAAGUGCAAGAUAUAGAUUCGAGCCGUGUUUGUAUGAUAAUAAUUAUGCUUUGUUAUAAAAUUAAAUAUAUCAUUUCUAAAGAGUGAACGAGAAAAAAGCGAAAUUAUAAUUUAACGUUAGUUUAGUAGUUUCGUUUUCUGACGAGUCACACUGGUGUUUGCUUUUUUUUUUUUUAGCGAGUUGACUGGUAUAAAACUGGACCUUCUGCCGGCAAAAGUUGCUCUCUCUCUCUCUCAAUCAGGGAAACUCAACAACAAACUGGUUGCUGCAUCCGUGAUUGUGCUUCGUCACUGAACUUUAAGAGUCUUACUUAGAUCUAGAUCUAGAUCUAGCCGCAAGAAAACAUGGCCUCCCCGAUUAUUAAAGUGUUAGAUACAGAAAGCGAUGUCUCCAAGCAGCUAUGCCAACUUGUCAUCACAAGAGCGAACUUAGCCGUGAAGGAAAAAGGCAUUUUCACCAUCGGCUUAUCAGGAGGGAGUGCUGCGAAGAUGCUUUGUGCUGCCCUGCCAGAGGCUACGACAGAUUGGUCAAAGUGGCGUGUUUUCUUUUGUGAUGAGCGACAUGUGCCAUUUGAUAAUCCAGAGUGUACCUUCUCUUUCUACAAGAACAAUUUGAUGUCGAAAGUCCCUCUGUCUGAUGAGCAUAUUUUCCCACUGAACCCAAAUGUGACAGUUGCUGAAGCGGCGGAUCUAUAUAUUGAGAAACUCCGCAGUGUGUUCCCGGGCAAUUCUCUGCCUAGGUUUGACCUACUGGUUCUGGGUAUGGGCCCGGACGGUCACACUUGUAGCCUGUUCCCAGGCCACCCCCUCCUCAAUGAGACCAGCAGGAUUACAGCGGCCAUUAGCGACUCUCCCAAACCCCCACCGUGUCGAGUGACCUUGACCUACCCAGUGAUUAACAACGCUGCUUGUGCCGUGUUCGCUUCCUGUGGCGCUGCCAAAGCAGACAUCGUACAGCAAGUUCUGGAGGGAAAAUCAGAAGAGCCUCUGCCUGCUGCAAGAGUGAAGCCCACCAACGGAGAAGUGAUCUGGAUCUUGGACAAAGGUGCAGCUGCAAAACUCACGUCUGCCAACCAAAAGCUGUGAUGUCAAAAUGAGGCUUGGUUCUUUUAUUAUUUUUUUUCUUCUGUUUUUUUAAAACCAUUUUAUUGGAAGAUUUUGCAUCAUGUCAUUGACAGAUUUUCUUUCUUUUUUUUGUUGACAAUGUCGUAUAUUUUUUUUCAACAAAAAAAUGAGGGACCAUUUUCGAGAAAGUUUUGUGCUAGAACUAGUAACACUGUUUAUAUAUAUGCUGUUCAGCAAAACUUCUUUCGCCAAUGGCUGAAGAUGUGCAACUGAACUGUCAAAAGUUGAAGAAGCACAAAACCCUUGUAGAGAAAUAAUUGUUUCUAGUUUAUAAUAGAUCUUAUGUUUUUGUCAUUAAUGUUUCUCUUGCACUGUAUGCCAUGGUAGGGAGAUGAAAAGGAGGGGGGGGGGGGGGUGUGUUGAUUAAAAAAAAAGAAAAAAAAAGAAAUAUUGCAGGUGUGGUUUAGGUUUGUAAAUUCCAAAAUCCUUUUAAGAUUGUGUUCUUUCUGAUUGUAUACAACUGUCAUUUUGUUUCCUAUAUUGUGAUAGUAUUGGCUGUUGACUAAUCAUCUUGGGGUAUUUUUUUUCAACAAUUUUGUUUGAUGUAUAUGUAAGACUGUGGAAAACCGUUUUGAAUGAUGAUAAUAAAAAGUAUGAGAAAAGUAA
Messenger RNA from Aplysia californica (California sea hare), 2005 nucleotides. Its product is annotated as 6-phosphogluconolactonase. The record is from RefSeq and is a predicted model, not a curated record. The coding region runs from base 620 to 1360 and encodes 246 amino acids. The transcript is spliced from 5 exons. Gene Ontology annotation, biological process: pentose-phosphate shunt; carbohydrate metabolic process. Lineage: Eukaryota; Metazoa; Mollusca; Gastropoda; Aplysiida; Aplysiidae. Gene Ontology annotation, molecular function: 6-phosphogluconolactonase activity.